AUGGAGAGAGAGCAGAGGGAGACCACGCGCAAGAACAUCAUUGUGGUGGAGCCCGGCGAGAGGCCGCCGCAGCGCCCGCCGCCGCCGGAGCGCUCCUCGGACGGGAUUGUCCUGGCGGUGGGGAGGCAGCAGAACUUCCAGCUGGACCCACCGCUGCCGGCAAAACUCUUCUACAAGACCAAGCUAUGCGUGAACUAUGACACAAGCGGCCGCUGCUUCUUCGGGGAACACUGCGCCUUCGCGCACGGCGUCGCCGAACUGCGCCGCCCGGAUGUCGACAUGGGUGACAAGAUAUGCCACAACUUCAGGUAUAACGGCACAUGCUACUACGGGGAGAAUUGCAUCUUCUCCCAUGCGUCACCAGGUCUGGCGAUUCGCAAUCCAUCUGCUGGGCGCGAGAUGCCUGCGGCUCCGGGGAGGGCCUUCCCGCCGGUGCCUGCGCCGGCCGUGCGUGAGCGUCCCCAUCCGGAGGAGCAGGAGGCUGGUGCCAGAAGGGUCAGCAACCUGGAGCGUCUGAGCUGGAACAAGACCGGCGGCACCUACGGGGACUGGCCCGAGCAGUACUGA
This is a messenger RNA of Brachypodium distachyon (stiff brome), 567 nucleotides long. Its product is annotated as zinc finger CCCH domain-containing protein 1-like. Bases 1 to 567 code for a protein of 188 amino acids. The record is from RefSeq and is a predicted model, not a curated record. Gene Ontology annotation, molecular function: metal ion binding; mRNA binding. Lineage: Eukaryota; Viridiplantae; Streptophyta; Magnoliopsida; Poales; Poaceae. The transcript has 2 exons.